Messenger RNA from Nelumbo nucifera (sacred lotus), 1466 nucleotides. The record is from RefSeq and is a predicted model, not a curated record. NCBI's taxonomy places the organism in Eukaryota, Viridiplantae, Streptophyta, Magnoliopsida, Proteales, Nelumbonaceae.
UAUCUCUCCUUCCACCUUCUCCCUCCCCUCUCCCCACCACUCGACCCAUCUCUUUUCCCCAACCCCAUAGCCGCUUCCUUAGAAUUCAGUCGCCUGAACUGUCCUAACGUCCUCCACGCUCUGCAAACCAUAUCAAACUCCACCCCCGUUCGUGCCUUGAUCACUUCCGACCCAUACGGCGCCUUCCACCCCAACAUCCCCACUUAUUAUUACUUCUCCUCUGGUGCCGCUUCUCUCGCUGCCAUCGUCCAUUUACCCACCCUUCACAACCAAUGGACCACGGGCUUCAAAGACCUUCCAUUCUCUCUUGUCAGUAUCCCCGGAUUGCCGCCUAUCCCUGCUUCUCACAUGCCAGAACCGAUACUAGACCGUGAAGACCCGGCCUAUCAUGGCUUCUUAUGCUUCGCUGCUAAUCUCGCUAGAUCUCAGGGAAUUAUCGUCAACACGUUCGACUCACUUGAGCCGAGAGCGAUCAAGGCCAUUACAGAUGGAUUCUGCAUACCCGAUUCCAAGACUCCACUUCUUUACAACAUUGGACCAUUCAUAGACAAAUCCUUCGACCGAACAGGUGGUGAGGCAGAGUGCUUUUCUUGGCUCGACGCCCAACCAAAUCAAAGCGUGGUAUUCUUAAGUUUCGGAAGCCAGGAUACCUUCUCGGCUUUACAAGUGAGGGAGAUCGCUACUGGGUUAGAUAAUAGCGGCCAGAGGUUCUUGUGGGUUGUGCGUAGUCCGCCACCCAAGCAAGAACACAGGAAUAACAAGAGGCUCGCAGCUCUAACGGACCCGGAUUUAGAUGCUCUACUUCCAGAAGGAUUCUUGGCUCGGACUAGAAACCGUGGUCUAGUAGUGAAAUCGUGGGCACCUCAAGAGGCUGUGUUGAAUCGGGAAUCGGUUGGCGGGUUCGUGACGCAGUGCGGGUGGAACUCGAUUUUGGAAGCAGUGUGUGCAGGGGUACCCAUGGUGGCGUGGCCUCUCUGCGCUGAGCAGCAUAUGAACAGGGCGGUGUUAGUGGAGGAUAUGAAGCUGGCGAUGCCGGUGGAGCAAGCGGAGGACGGUUUUGUGAGUUCAGUUGAGGUAGAGAUGCGAGUAAGAGCGUUGAUGGAAUCCGAAGAGGGAAGGGCUCUGCGAGAGCGGAGCCAGAUGAUGAGAGAGAACGCCAAGGCCGUGCAUGGCCAGGGAGGGUCGUCGCGGAUUGCCUUCUACAAAUUGACUGAAUCGUGGAGGAGAUGAUAUGGCUGCUGGCAACAACUCAAACGUGUCGGUGGGUGGGUCCUUUCUGCAAAGAAUUCCAAUCCAUUGGAUCGUGGAAGCUCCCCAAACUUCUUAUCAAUGAUCAGAUAAAAAUACGAUAAUGUAAGGGCGUGCAAGGUACUUAUGCAAGUAAAAAUACACUAAUCAUUUGAGUAUUAAACUAUAGCAAUGUAUUAUAUUUAGUGUGCAAUAAUACCAUUAUUUAAGUGGUAGAA